Messenger RNA from Musca vetustissima, 2056 nucleotides. Its product is annotated as cyclic nucleotide-gated cation channel subunit A-like. The transcript is spliced from 7 exons. Gene Ontology annotation, biological process: monoatomic cation transmembrane transport. Gene Ontology annotation, molecular function: cGMP binding; protein-containing complex binding; intracellularly cAMP-activated cation channel activity. The coding region runs from base 14 to 2023 and encodes 669 amino acids. The record is from RefSeq and is a predicted model, not a curated record. Lineage: Eukaryota; Metazoa; Arthropoda; Insecta; Diptera; Muscidae. Gene Ontology annotation, cellular component: intracellular cyclic nucleotide activated cation channel complex; plasma membrane.
AGACAUUGUCAACAUGGUGCAAGCCAUCGACAUUGCUGCCAUAACAGGUCACAAUGAAAUGGACCAAACAAAACAUUCCAAACCCUCAACACUGCGUCGCACCCUAAAUGCCCUGCGUCAACGUCUAACGAAACGUAAUCGUGCCAAACCGCCCGAUUGGUUUGUCGAGCGUUUCUCCAAUAACACAAAUGCCGAUAAAAUCGGUAGAACACCAGCCUCAACACAGGUCAGCACGACCAAUGAAAGUACCUCAGCCGAAGCAGAUGCGGGACCGGCAUGUGAAAUACGCGGCUCCAGUAGGCUGUGUAAUCGACUGUCAGUCAAUCCAUCAUUGCAGUCACAUUAUAGGUGGCUGGCAGUGGUAUCCCUAGCUGUGUUAUAUAACAUCAUAUUUGUGGUGGGCCGUGCCGUAUUUUGGGAAAUUAAUCACCGUGCAACACCGGUUUGGUAUUUCCUCGACUAUUUAUGUGAUUUCAUUUAUUUGAUGGAUACGUUGGUGCACAUGCAUGAAGGCUACUUGGACCAGGGACUGCUGGUGCGUGAUGCCUACAAACUGAGACGACACUAUUUCUCCAACAAAGGCUGGUACAUCGAUGUGCUGUCAAUGCUGCCCACGGAUAUCUCCUACAUAUGGUGGUCACCGAGUAAAUGUGGUCCCACACUGCUGCCCUGUUCUGUGAUCGUACGCCUCAAUCGUCUCCUCCGGCUGCCACGCAUGUGGGAAUGGUUUGAUCGCACCGAAACUGCCACCAGUUAUCCGAAUGCCUUUCGUAUUUGUAAAGUCGUGUUGGCCAUUUUGGUCCUCAUCCAUUGGAAUGCCUGUAUGUAUUUCGUCAUCAGUUAUGCUUUGGGUUUUGGUACCGACAAUUGGGUCUACAAUCUGCAUGGCGAGCGGAACAGUACGUUGCAGCGUCAAUACAUUUACAGUUUCUAUUGGUCAACACUGACAUUGACGACAAUUGGCGAAACUCCAACACCGGAAAAUGAUGCGGAAUAUUUGUUUGUGGUUGCUGACUUUUUGGCUGGUGUUCUGAUAUUUGCCACCAUUGUGGGUAACAUCGGUUCCAUGAUUUCCAAUAUGAAUGUGGCCCGUGUCGAAUUCCAAAAUCGCAUGGACGGCGUUAAACAAUAUAUGGCCUUCCGCAAAGUGGGCCAUGAGUUGGAGGCACGCGUCAUACGAUGGUUUGCCUAUACCUGGUCACAGAGUGGUGCCCUCGAUGAGGAACGUGUUCUUGCCGCACUGCCGGACAAACUGAAAGCAGAAAUUGCCAUUCAAGUGCACAUGGACACCCUGAGACAAGUUCGUAUUUUCCAUGACACUGAACCUGGCCUCCUAGAGGCUUUGGUGUUGAAGCUCAAACUGCAGGUAUUCAGUCCGGGUGAUUACAUUUGCCGCAAAGGUGAUGUCGGCAAAGAGAUGUACAUUGUGAAACGUGGUAAAUUGUCGGUGGUGGCCGAUGAUGGUGUUACCGUCUUUGCCACCCUUGGUGCUGGUUCGGUAUUCGGUGAAGUGUCUGUACUGGAGAUUGCUGGCAAUCGUACGGGUAAUAGACGUACUGCCAAUGUUCGUUCCUUAGGCUAUUCCGAUUUAUUCUGUUUGGCUAAACGUGAUUUGUGGGAAACACUGGCCGACUACCCAGAGGCAAGGGCCACCCUGACGGAAAGGGGUUGUCAGCUGUUGCGUAAAGAUGGUUUGCUGGAUGAGCAAGUUUUUGCGGAUUCCCAACGCGUCCAUGACACCAUAGAGAGUGGCAUUGAAAAGUUAGAAGUUUCGGUGGAAAAUCUCAAUAUGCGUCUGGCACGUCUACUGGCCGAGUAUACGGCCAGUCAGGCUAAAAUGAAACAACGUUUGGCGAAGCUGGAACUGAAUUACCAAUUAACACAAAACAGUGCACUAACCGAACAACAUGCCCGACCACCACGCAGUGGCCGCUUGUAUUCACUGCAGCCGAAAAAACGUCCAAGGCCAAGACCAAUAACCGCUUCCAAGUCCAUCGAAAAUAAUAAACAGAACACAUUGUAAAAAUUGAUUUAGAAGGAAAUCCCUUGCGGCGGA